ACUCGGCGUUCUGGCCUACACAGGCGCUACUCUGUGGCAUCUCGGGUUCCCUCUAGCCGCACUCUGGAGGACUACACUCGGUUUCUUUCGGCCGCGAGAGGCCCAGCAGUCUCCGCCGAGCUGGGAGAAAGAUGGCGGCAGCCGUGCGACAGGAUUUGGCCCAGCUCAUGAAUUCGAGCGGCUCUCAUAAAGAUCUGGCGGGCAAGUAUCGUCAGAUCCUGGAAAAAGCCAUUCAGUUAUCUGGGGCAGAACAACUAGAAGCUUUGAAAGCUUUUGUGGAAUCAAUGGUAAAUGAGAAUGUCAGCCUCGUGAUCUCUCGCCAGUUGCUGACUGAUUUCUGCACCCAUCUCCCUAACCUGCCUGAUAGCACAGCCAAAGAAAUCUAUCAUUUCACCUUGGAAAAGAUCCAGCCUAGAGUCAUUUCAUUUGAGGAGCAGGUUGCUUCCAUAAGACAGCAUCUUGCAUCCAUAUAUGAAAAAGAAGAAGAUUGGAGAAAUGCAGCCCAAGUGUUGGUGGGAAUUCCUUUGGAAACAGGACAAAAACAGUACAAUGUUGAUUAUAAACUGGAGACCUAUCUGAAGAUUGCUCGGCUAUAUCUGGAGGACGAUGAUCCAGUCCAGGCAGAGGCUUACAUAAAUCGGGCAUCGUUGCUCCAGAAUGAAUCAACCAAUGAACAGUUACAGAUACAUUAUAAGGUAUGCUAUGCACGUGUUCUUGAUUAUAGAAGAAAAUUCAUUGAAGCUGCACAGAGGUACAAUGAACUCUCUUACAAGACAAUAGUGCAUGAAAGUGAAAGACUAGAGGCCUUAAAACAUGCUCUGCACUGUACCAUCUUAGCGUCAGCAGGACAGCAGCGUUCUCGGAUGCUAGCUACUCUUUUUAAGGAUGAAAGGUGCCAGCAGCUUGCUGCUUACGGAAUCCUAGAGAAAAUGUACCUAGAUAGGAUCAUCAGAGGAAAUCAACUUCAAGAAUUCGCUGCCAUGCUGAUGCCUCACCAGAAAGCAACUACAGCUGAUGGUUCUAGCAUCUUGGACAGAGCUGUUAUUGAACACAAUUUAUUGUCUGCAAGCAAAUUAUAUAACAAUAUUACCUUUGAAGAACUUGGAGCCCUUUUAGAGAUUCCUGCAGCUAAGGCAGAAAAGAUAGCAUCGCAAAUGAUCACAGAAGGACGUAUCAAUGGAUUUAUUGAUCAGAUUGAUGGAAUAGUUCAUUUUGAAACACGAGAAGCCCUGCCAACAUGGGACAAACAGAUCCAGUCACUCUGUUUCCAGGUGAAUAACCUGUUGGAGAAAAUCAGUCAGACAGCCCCAGAAUGGACGGCACAAGCCAUGGAGGCCCAGAUGGCACAGUGACCCCUUGCAGACCGUCUGUGCACACUACAUCUGUUUCCACGUACGGAUUCACUUCACUCUCUCAGAAACACUUGCAUCAUGACCUUACAUAUUUCAAUCCCUUUUAUGCUGGAUUCUAUUUAAAGAAGACAUUAUUAGAGCAGGAAGUACAAGCAUUUAAAAGUACGUAGUUCCCAUUUAUUCAGGGUCUCUGUGUAUCAAGCUAACUCAGAUGUUUUGAAAGCUUUUUCUUUAAACAGAGUAAGUGAAAUAACUGUGGCUAAGAAGUUCGGGAUUUGUGAUAACUUUGUAGUCAUGUAAAACUUAAGCGCAUUGUGCCUCUCCACAUGUGGUUAUUCUAAUAAAUGGAGAAGUGAGCCAAAUAAAAGUAGUAGUUUGUUUUUAAUUA
Molecule: messenger RNA, 1740 nt
Organism: Odocoileus virginianus texanus
Lineage: Eukaryota; Metazoa; Chordata; Mammalia; Artiodactyla; Cervidae
Gene: COPS4
Product: COP9 signalosome subunit 4
Cellular component (GO): COP9 signalosome; cytosol
Source: RefSeq, a predicted model, not a curated record